Lottia gigantea (owl limpet) is the source of this 1644-nucleotide messenger RNA. RefSeq lists its product as hypothetical. Bases 311 to 1510 code for a protein of 399 amino acids. The transcript has 8 exons. Gene Ontology annotation, biological process: intracellular signal transduction. The record is from RefSeq and is a predicted model, not a curated record. Gene Ontology annotation, molecular function: protein binding. NCBI's taxonomy places the organism in Eukaryota, Metazoa, Mollusca, Gastropoda, Lottiidae.
AUUUCUCGAGAUCGUUGGCGAUUUACAGAACGAAAAGGCACCAAGAUCGUUCUUAAAUUUUAUCCGAUAUCUGACGUAAUUCCUGCGCAUAUUCUGCGGUUUACGAAAUAAAAGUCUUUAGAUCUGGACGCCAUUGUAAAGAUAACGGUAUAUCUAUCUAUCAAUAAGUGUAACGUUGUGAAACAUAGUGGAACAUUGUUGAUCGUAAAAAAAAAUCGGUCAGUGUUAACCAGGACGACUAUAGAGUGAAGUGCAUAUUAGGAUAUUAUAUUUUUCGCUUGAUUGUUAAUUAGAAAACGACUGUUAUUCAAUGAGACAAAGCGGAUACCCUCAUUUCCUAUUUAAUCAGCCCAAUGAAUUUGAACAUUGUGAAAGUGUUGAGUGUCUAGAUCCUCAUCAUAAUAACAAUGUAACAAAACAUGGAAUAGAAUGUCGUAGUGUAACCUGGGCUUUAGACUACUCCUAUAUAGCCUGGUCAUCAGGUAACUGUACUGUUCAACUUAUACCAUGGAAUAGAGAACAACGAAAAAGCUGUGAUGAAGAGGAUAUAUGCCACUCUAAACAUGUCUUGGACUGUAAGGAGGCUGUUUGGUCAAUGGCGUUUGGGUCUGGAAGAUCUCAGAACAGUCGUACGUCUCGAUUCAAAUUUGAUCAGAAUAUGAUAUUAGCUACUGGAUUACAGAGUGGUAGGAUUAAAAUUUGGAAUUGCCGAACAGGGUUAUUUUUAAUGGUAUUAUUUGAUCAUAAGGACACAAUCUCAAGUUUACAUUUCGCUCCAGACUCAAGUAUGUCUUUAUUAUCGGCCAGUCAUGAUGGAACUCUGAAACUCUGGGAUUUAAACGAUGAUGGUAACAUGUUUCAAACUUUACGACCUCAGAAUAAACGUUUACAUGGUUGCCGUUGGUCACCUAAUACCAAAUACAUUGCUUCUGUUGGAGAUUUUAAAAGUGUUGUUAUAUGGAGGACCAGUGAUUUCAAAUUAUUACGUAAAUUACAAGGACAUUAUAACAAUGUAACUAGCUGUGAUUUCUCACCAGAUGGUGCUCUGUUAGCCACAGCAUCCUACGACACUCGUGUUAUUAUAUGGGAUUUCGAGACUGGAGAGAUACUCAGGGAAUUAGGACAUAUGUUUCCAGCCCCUCGUCCUAUAUAUGCUGGUGGUGCUAAUGAACAUUAUAUUAGACAUGUUGCCUUUUCUUGUGAUGGAACUCACCUUGCUUCAGUCUGUGAUGAUGGGUAUACUCGUGUAUGGAAUCUACAAGAAAGUGAAGAUCCAGAAAAAGUAGCAGUUAAUGAUAAUGCCUUAUGUUGUUCAUUUUCACCAGAUGGUACUUUGUUGUCUGUUGGAAAUAGGCAAGGUGUGGUAGAAGUAUUAUCCAGUCCAAGAAAAAUUGAACGUUUACAACAUUUAGCUCGUAGCACUGUACGAAAACAUUUACCUACCAUUAAGAUAGAUCAUCUUCAUUUACCAUUUCGCCUUAAAGAAUAUCUCAAAUAUAAAGAUAUUUAAACUAACAGAAAUAAUCUUUCCUUGCACAAGUUUCUAGGCUUUUGCAGACCUAGUUUUUGUCACAUGGACAGGAGUGGUAAUUACAGCCAAAUCAAUGGUUAAGUGAUGUAGAUAGAGGAGUAAAAAACUUCUUA